Molecule: messenger RNA, 1202 nt
Organism: Anopheles bellator
Lineage: Eukaryota; Metazoa; Arthropoda; Insecta; Diptera; Culicidae
Product: ester hydrolase C11orf54 homolog
Exons: 2
Coding region: 155-1123 (322 amino acids)
Cellular component (GO): nucleus
Molecular function (GO): zinc ion binding; hydrolase activity, acting on ester bonds
Source: RefSeq, a predicted model, not a curated record
GUUUCCGCACUCGUCUUAAAGGCGCGCAGGCAUUGAUUUGAAUUGUUUCAGCCAGCUAGGGGCGGGUCAGUCGGUGACGAUCGAUUGAGAAGACCAGUUGGAUCAGCAGCGAUCGGUUCGAACAUCUAAUUCCCUAGUUCCAAGUGCAACCACUAUGGCGAGUUUGGACACCAGUGCGUUGCUGUUCGAAGAGAAACCCCUUCACACCCCAUCGCUGGGGGAGGUUCGCGAUGUGUUGGCGGCCGGUUUGAAAUCCAAUUUCACGACAGUCAACGUAGAGGUUGUGGAGUGCCCCGAUUUGACGAAAGCUCCCUUUCACCUGGCCGGCGAGGGAUUGAACGGAUCACCAACGCUGGUGGAACUCGGUGGAGUGCCCUAUUUGCUGCCGCUGGUUGAUCGCUCUCGGCUCUACGAUGUGAUAAAGGUUUCGCAACGCGCACUGCACGACACCGGAAAGGCGUUCGUCGCGUAUGGCGCCGGUGCGGGUCCGUUUCCGCUGGUGAGCUCCAACUGUGAAGGUAUAUUCAACCUACGGUUCAGCCCCCCGGGAACGGUGGUCAGCGAAAGCCACCUGGCAAAGGUUUCGUUGGAUCGGAAAACGGUGACAGUCCAGAAGAUACCGAACACGGAAACACGGUGCGCCCUGCUGGGCAAUCUGCUCGUCGCGGAGGGCAAGCCGGGCCAAGUGCUGAAGGUGAGCUGUAAGAAGCGUACCGGCCAAAAGGACUUCAUAGCGAGCAUCCGAACGUGCCUGGAGGCCCACUACGGGGAGCAAACGGUCGGGUUGGGCGGAGUGUUUCUGUUGCAAGCGGGCAAAGCCAAGCAGCACGUGAUGUCGCCAUUUUCGACGACCUCCAUCAACACGGAGGAAGAGUUGAACGAAUGGCUAAACUUCUUCGAUAUGCCGGCGCCACUGAUCAAUCUUGGCAUCCUGGUUACGACCGAGUGCGAUCUCGAUCUGCGCCUGCAGCACUUCCACAGCUUCUCGACGCACGGCCACGGUGGCCAUUACCACAUCGACACGACGCCGGAUAUCGUGGAGUACGAAGGAUACUUCGUCGUCGGUGAACGGAUCGUGCGUGUCGAUAAGCCAUUGCAUACCCACAAGUUUGGACGGGACUAGUGCAACGGACCACCGGGUAAAUGAUGCGCGUAGGAAGUGUAGUUUCAAGAGUGCAUCAAUAAACAGUGAUAAGGCAUAA